Molecule: messenger RNA, 1938 nt
Organism: Spizellomyces punctatus DAOM BR117
Lineage: Eukaryota; Fungi; Chytridiomycota; Chytridiomycetes; Spizellomycetales; Spizellomycetaceae
Exons: 2
Coding region: 215-1762 (515 amino acids)
Biological process (GO): proteolysis
Molecular function (GO): metalloexopeptidase activity
Source: RefSeq, a predicted model, not a curated record
UGGUCCAAUUUAUGUUUUACUGUUGCUUGGCGCUGACCCCGAUCACGGUCGGGGAGGCUCCCAAAAGUCCAUUUAUUGGUAUUUUAACGAUUUGGUAACGGGGAAAACUAUGUGGAAAUGAAGGACGAGGAAUGUUAAAAGGACGUUAGCGGCGGUUGUCGCAGUGUCCUUCUUAUAUACUCUGAUAUCCUGUUAAAGCUGUCAAAAAGAUCAAAUGCUUCGUGUUUUCAAACUGCUUGUCCUUGGAACGCUAGCGCUAAGUACUCAUGCUGUUCCUACGCCGAUCCGGCGUGCAAUCGAGUUUGGAGUCAACUUGCCAGCUGACGACCUGAAUUACGAUGUCAACCUGUCCAACGGCCUUCGUCUGAUCCAAUUCUCUCCUAAUGAGCCACCGCGAUGGGUCCCCGAGACCACACUGGCCGGAAUGACUAUCGAAGAAAAUGGGUUCAUGGACGUAACCUACGUAUGGGAGACAAACUACAGGGCCAGCUUUGAGCAAUCCUUUGGCCCAGUACAGAGUGCAGAGAGUGGGUACACCUUUAUACCCGGAGCUGCCAAGAGUUUUGCUGGAAAUGAUACCACGACCACACCGCCGGGAUCUGCCGCAGCACCUGGAGAUCUGCCCACCAUUAGCCAACAAACAUUGGUGAAAUCCCUCUUUGGAAAGAUUGACAUUCAAGGCAUGAAGAGCAAUGUAAACGCCUUCGUUGCCUUGCCGAACAGAAAUUUCAAAUCCAAAGACGGUACCAAAUCAGCAACAUGGCUAUUUGAUCGUGCCACGGAACUUUUAGGAAAAGCAGGCACGACUCAAAAAGUCACUCACCCCUUCUCGCAGUUCUCGGUCAUCGCGACAAUCCCUGGUACAAGCAAGGAAAAAGUCAUUCUUGGCUCACACCAGGACAGCAUUAGCAAAGAUGCCACGGCACCGGGUGCAGAUGACGAUGCGAGCGGGAGUAUGACCAUCAUGGAGGUCAUGCGCAUUGUGGGUGGUGAAGUGCAAAAUGGCUUCCAGCCGGCGAGGACAUUGGAGUUUCAUUGGUAUGCGGGCGAGGAAGGGGGAUUGCUAGGAAGUCAACUGAUUGCCUUGGACUAUAAGAAGAGAUCUGAGAAUGUAAUCGGAAUGAUGCAGUUCGACAUGACCGGUUUCGCAAAGGACCCAGCAAACCGCCGUCUUGCUGUCAUGACUGACUUCACCGACCCUGGUCUGGUCGCAUUUACCAAAAAUUUGAUGAAAGAAUACAGCACGACGCCGAUUGUUGAAAGCAAAUGCGGAUUCGGUUGCUCUGAUCACGCAUCUUGGACACGAGCUGGGUUCAAAGCUGUUCUCCCUGCGGAGGGAAUUUUCGAAGAAAUUACCCCGUUCAUCCAUACGAGUCAAGAUACCGUGGAUAAGUUGAACUGGGAUCACAUACAAGACUUUACAAAACUAGGGCUGAGUUUUAUGGUUGAGAUGGCUGGGGGUAGUCCUGCAGCUGCUGGCAACGGCACUGCAGCGACGGAAGAACCUACAGCAGCGCCCACGGCUCCAACGCCACCACAGGCGCCCAAGGAGAAUGGCGGCGCAACCACGCCCAGUGCUACGACUACCGAAACUGAAAACCGUGGUACGCCGACAGCGACGCCUAAUGGAGGGACUGCGCAAAUACCUCGCACGGGUACGGCACCUCCCACAGACGCCGGCCAAAUCGCUGGAGCGCUGUUGGACAUGUUUAAACAGAUACAGACUCGUAUAGGGACUGUAGUUUCCAAGUUUGGGCUAUGAACUUGUAUAGAGCGCUGACUCGAUGGAAAACAAUGUAGAAUAUGUCAGAGUAGUGCCAUUAUAUGUAGAAAGUAUUCCGCUCACACCGUAUGUUAGGUUGUCCUUUGUAAAGAAAACGAGAAAGCGUGUGUAUGUAAAUAAAAAUGGAUCAAUCAAUAAAAAGAUACAAGCCGGGA